Molecule: messenger RNA, 687 nt
Organism: Cylicostephanus goldi
Lineage: Eukaryota; Metazoa; Nematoda; Chromadorea; Rhabditida; Strongylidae
Source: the annotation of a GenBank genome assembly
GAUUCACAAGAUCCUGUCUUAAUCACUAAAUGGUCGCCCAUUCCUGAAAUUCGUGAAAGGGCAAUACGUUUGUGCUGGAGUGUUCCGCUGUUCAUCAUUUUUAACAAGUUAUAUCCGUUAGAUGUAAGCGUGUUUUCUAGGGAUUCGUGUCGCAUUCUUUAUAUAUCUUCAUUCAAUUUUAGCGCAUGGGCGGUAGCAGAAAGUAUGUGCGUUACCCUUGGACUCGGCAUCUACCCCGCUGAGUCAAAUCCACGCACUGUGGUUGGUCCUACCGAUUUGGAAAAGUAUAAGGCGUUGAAAGGUAGAUCAGACAUUACGUACAACUCCGAAGCCAUUGUUAAUCUGAACAUACCCGAGAUUGAGAUGAGUGAUGGGUUCCGAAGCGGCAUACGGUCAUGGAACAAAUCAGUCCAAAGUUGGCUAGCUCUGUAUGUUUACUCGAGAGCAAAUCGGGUUUACAGAGCCGAACUCACAAUGUUUGUAUCAGCUCUGUGGCAUGGAACCUAUGCCGGUUAUUUUAUGUCAUUUCUCAUCGUACCCAUGUGCUGCUCCGUAGAAGACAUCAUUUUCAAGUAUAUACCAGAAGAUCCUGUGACUAAGAAAAGGCCAGCUUGGUUUAGAUAUCUUUAUCUCUUCACUUUGCGAUGUCGCGGUUUCGACAUGUUAGCUACCGGCUUUUUGCUCAAA